Molecule: messenger RNA, 5943 nt
Organism: Osmia lignaria (orchard mason bee)
Lineage: Eukaryota; Metazoa; Arthropoda; Insecta; Hymenoptera; Megachilidae
Product: NBAS subunit of NRZ tethering complex
Biological process (GO): retrograde vesicle-mediated transport, Golgi to endoplasmic reticulum
Cellular component (GO): Dsl1/NZR complex
Molecular function (GO): SNARE binding
Source: RefSeq, a predicted model, not a curated record
UCUCUGGUCUGUUUUUAUUGGCCAAAUAGGUUAUGUUUCUGCAUACAAAAUGGUUAAUUCAAACGAGGUAUCAAAUAAACCAAUACUUUAUGAAUUGCUAGAAUAUUUUGUACGCAAGCAAGAACCAGAACUGAUAAAAUGUAAAAAGGACAGUGUAAUAUUACCAACAACAGGCACAAUUAAAAAUGCUCUGAGAUAUUUAAACAACAGAUACUCUUUGCCAGAAAGUAUAUCCCAACAGAUCAGUCUUACUUUACCAUGGAAAUUUGCAAUUAGCGACUGUGGAAGAUUACUUGCAGUUUUACAAGAGACUGUAAUAGAAAUACGAAAAGCAAAAGAUGAAUACUCAUCAGUUGUUGGAAAAGCUUCUGUACCAAAAGAUGCUUUUCCACAAUGGAGAAAACUUGCAUGGAGUCCAGAUGGAACACUUUUAGCAUUAGCAUCUAGCAAUGGUCAUACUUCUUUUUAUAAUGCUCUGGGAAACAAUGUUUUUAAUAUUAAUCCCAGAGCUGUUUCUCAGAACCCUCAUAUUUUAGAAGCUGGUGAUGCAAUAACUUCUAUGAUAUUUCUCAAACCCAGAAAAAAUUCAGAAAAAUGGUCUUAUGAAUUUAUGUUAAUCACGUACAGUGGUUUACUGAGAUCAUACCAUAUUUCACCAACCAAUGGAUUUGAAGACAAUUAUGAAUUUUCUUUUGGCAAUUUUUAUAAAAAUGGAAUAACUACUGUUACCUAUGAUGAAAAACAUCAUCUAUUUUAUGUUGCUGGAAAUACCAUUACCCAAAAAUUAAUGUCAACAGCUUCAGAAAGUGGAUUAACAUCAUGGAGGCCUUUGUAUGAUUAUCCAUACUGCAAAUUGUCAUUUACCUUUGAUGAUCAGUCAAAAACAACAUCCAAAUUUUCUAUAUGGAACAUUAUUCCAACAUUGAACUUGCAACCAGAAUCAGUCAUAUUCAAAAUAAAAAUUUCUCCCAAUAGCAAGUUACUAACAUGUUUACACACAGAUGGUUCAAUAUCAUUAUGGAGGUUACCAAAUUUAUUGAUACAGAGGAAAUGGAAACUGUCAGAACAACCAGACUUCAAUAUACCUAAUCCAUUGGGACAUAUAAAAUCGAAAAAAUUUCCAUCUGGUGUUACUGAAUUUCAUCCAUUAGAUAUUGGCUGGUGGUCUGAGGAGGCAAUUAUAAUUGCAAGAUAUUCUGGAUCUACUUCCGUUUGCUGUACACUGAACUUAAAAAAUCUAUUGGGCCCAAGUCCUGAAUUUUUAGCCGGGCAACCACAAAUAUGUGAACUCGGUCCAGAUCGAGGAUUUUUGUGCCUGGAUUGUGAAACAUUUAUAACAAGUAAAAAAAGAACUAGGGAAACUAAUACAGAGGGUCAAAUAUCAGCCUCGUCAGAUAGUGAAGAAGAAAAUGACGAUGAACUAGAACCAGUUAGCAUAUUAAAUUAUACCACAAAUUUAAUGCAGAGUACUUUAUACUCUAUAACAGAUAUUGAAAGAUUUCAACCUAAAAGAAGGAAAUCAAGAGUGUUAUUCAGAACUUAUAGAAUUCUUGGCCUUAAAAGUACAACACCUGAAGAAUUGUAUUCACGCAAAAUUGAUAUAGAGGAAUAUGAAGAAGCAUUGGCAUUAGCAAAUAUGUAUAAUUUAGACACAGAUUUGGUAUAUCAGACACAAUGGCGAAAGUCUGAAUUAUCUUUGAAUGCUAUUCAUGAACAUCUGAGCAAAGUAACAAAAAGAUCUUGGGUGUUACAUGAAUGCAUUACGCGGGUUCCAGAUACCAUUGAAGCAGCGCGAGAAUUAUUAAAUUUUGGAUUAAAGGGUGCUAAUUUGGAAACUUUAGUAGCAAUUGGAACUCAUGAUGAUGGAAAAUUUAUGAUGAUGGACGAUAAUGAUGAAGACUGGAAUGAAAUGGAUGAAGCAAGUAUAAGUUUAAGACAGGUACAAAAGAUAAAUCAGUUGCUCGAAAAAAUUGACAUGAAACAUUUAUCAGAAGCUCAAAAGGAUUUAAUUAAAUAUAGAAGGAAACUUCUGGAUCAUUUAGAUAAACUACUUACAUAUGAAAUCAUUCUGGGAUCAUCAUUAAAAUAUGAUAAAACAUUCUAUGAAGAAUUUCGGCAACUUUCAACAAUUGAAAAUGCGGUUAGAUUUGCGAAAGAUGGUGACUGGCAAGGGGUUGAAAUUAUGUUCACAUAUCACGGUGAAAAUUUGUUACCUCAUUGGCUAGCAAUCAUCAGUUAUUUCCCAGAAACAUUAAAUCCAUUGAAAUAUAAGAAACUUCUACCAGAAUGUGAUACCGACGGCCAAUUGUUUUUACUUGAUCAAUGUGAAUUACGACAAAAAGACUGGUCUGAGAAAAUUGAAUUCAAUGAAAUAAUUAAUUUAGAAAAUGAUGAUGAAUCAAAAGUACUUUAUGAAGACGACCCAUCACUAUCUAUAUAUAGAAAUACAUUACUUACACCAGAGUUAUUGCAAAAAUGGUACGAAUCGCGAGCUUAUCAAAUUGAAAGAAACAGUUGCAUAGUAGAUAAUGCUUUACAAUUAAUAAAAAUUGCCAAGUCACACAACAUUCCUGGUUUAGAAAAUCUCUUGCUAAAUUUGGAAACUUUGGAUGAUCUCAUUUACAAAGUUUAUCUAGAAGAUUUAUCUUUAGACCAAUUACAAAAAUUAUCUAAUUUGGAGAAAAUUAAAUUGUUAAUGAGCAAAACUACUGAAAAAAGUUUCGUGGAUGAUAUCAAAAAUUUUUUACUGCCAUUUAUAAAAAGAAGGCAUCAGUAUUUGGGUGGAGAAUUACAAAGACAUUUGUUUAGCGAUUACUUAGUAUGCAUUAGUAAAGAAGACUUAAAACUACCAGUCAAACUUUUUGAGUAUUUGAAAAUGUCUCGUGACGAAGAAAUUCUUCAAAUGAUAGAAGACAUUGCUACAUUGGCGUUAGACUGUAUUUAUGCUUGCAAUGAUCCUAAUAUGUACGAAAAAGCAACGUGCAUUGUGGAUUCUAUUUCUAAAGAUCGCGAUAGUAAAAGAACCAGCGCGAUAUGCACAUUGCAAGAGGAACUUGAUAGAGAACUUGUAUGUACAAAAAUCUUAAAUCAGUAUGGAGUUAAAACCACGCUGAACGCAUUGCGAAAAAACAAAAGCAAUCCUGAAGCUGCUAAACAAUUGUUAGUUGAAAUGGCAAGAAGCUUGAAUAAAAUAACUCCGCCUCCGGAUGAAAAACAAUGGGCUCAGUUAUUAAAUGGGAUGCUUGAAAUUCAUGGUUUGAUUUUCUCAUGUGUUGAUAUAGAAACAUGCUUUGAAAUUUGUGUAUCGGCACGUUUAGUAUCAGGAGUUAAAUCAAACAUACAAAAUUGUACUAUUUUAAUAGAAACUAAGAAAAAUGAACAAUCUUUGUUGAAAGUAUCUUAUGAAAGAGCAGUGAACUUAAUUUUGGAUGCUAGUAAAGAAUAUUUCAACAGCUCAAAGUCCCUUACUGAUAAUAGUAUGGAAUUAGCUAGAGCCUGUCUUCACCUGAUCGCAGACGACAAUCCACGAAUCAAAGAAGAAUACGACCUUAUUAAUUCACUUCAAAUUCUAACUGAAUUCAACAUUGAUAUACUACCGCUUCAAGUUCGGUUAAUGCAAGACAGACUAAGAUUGAUACAGGACUGUUUGAAUACUCGAGAGGAUGCUCAUAAAUGUCGUCAAAGAUUGUUGACUUUAGCAAAUUAUUUACGAAUCGAAAGGAACAACGGUAGAACACGAGAAGGAAAAGUUUUGGAGUUAAUAGCAAAGAAAGCACUUGAGAUAAAGGAUUUUACUGUGUGUGCUGCUACUUGUCAGCAAUUAAUGCAGAAUAAUUACGUUCCUGCCUGGACAGUUGCUUUAGAUUUAGGAUUUUGUGAAGAUUAUGAUGAUUUGAAAACUAGACAAAAAUGUUUAUGGUUUGCGAUAAACAAUGGACCUAGUGAAAUGUUGAGUAAAGCGUUAGAUCAAAUACAUUUAAUAGAAAUACAAAUGUUACAUAAAAAUUUGGAACUGUGGAUACCACCUAGCGAAUCUGACGAUUUUAACGAUGCUGAUAGUGAAGAUGAAUUUAUAGAUGCACUUACAACUCCACAGGUAGAAACUAAAGAAUUCGUUCCAAAAGUGUUAGAAGCUUCUACUGAAAUAGUAAAAACUUCUGCAAACAUUAUGAAAGAUUCAACGUUUGGUUUAAUUAAAAAUAUAAGCGAUACAAAUUUUUGGAAAUCUAGACUGAAAUUUAAUUUCACAAAUAACCAAGGCAAUGAUACAGAACACGAUAAUACAGAGCGCCACGAAAACGAUGACGACGUCCAAAGUUUUCCAUGCUUUUAUGAACGUUUGCAUGAAAAAUGUAAAGUUAGUAAUCUUGAUAGUAAAUAUACAAGUUAUUCGAUGCCAGAUUUAGAAAACACAAAGUUAAAAUGCUGUCGCGCUUUUCUAAGAGUAGCCAUGUUAAGCGAAUCAUCUUGUUAUGGAUUGGAAGUCAGUGAUAUUAAUCAUUUGUUUUUAGAAUGUGCAAAGUAUACCAUGCAAGAAGAUUGGUUGUUAGGUAUAUGUUAUUUAUUUAGCGUACAAAAGAAUUAUAUAAAAGAGGUGCAAAAUGUUUUAGUGGAAUUACCUGAAACAGAAUUAUACACUCAGACUGCUAUAUACUAUUACUGUUUGGAGUUGCAUAAAAGUUUAUAUAAAGAUUUUAAAAAUUUAUAUUCAUUUAAUCCAUUAAGUUUAAUAUGGAAAGUGAUAAAUGUAGCACAUAAGAGCAAAGAAUCUGACACUUAUGAAUAUUUUAAAUAUUGGCAAAAACGUAUGUUUAAUAAUCAUGGAAUACAAGACACCCAGUUUUCUGAAUCAAAUCAAAUCAUUGAAGAUUAUACAGAUAAAAAAGACAAUGAAUGUAUACAGAAAUCAAAUUCAACUAUUAUAGAAUCAAAUGAUAAAAAAAAAUCAAUUGAAAAUUCGAAUUUAUCUGAAUCUGGUGUUAAUCAUGAUGUAGAAUGGACUGAUGACUGGGGCAAUUUUUCUGAUGAAGAAAUAGUAGAGAAUAUUGAUGAUAAAACAAAUGUCUUAGAACAUGAAUUGUGUACAGAUAAUAGUGUUAUAUUAUUAAAGGAUACUGGUAAAUGUCUAACAGAGAAAGAUCGGUUUGAUGCCUUUAAAAGAGUGUUCAAUAAAAUUCGAAAUGCUGAUGAUUUUUAUGAAGUAAAAAGAAUGUUAAUACAAUGGCCGAAAUUUGAAGAUCCUGAAUAUACGCAACUUGAUAAACAUCCAGUCUUACAAAUGAUGGAGAUACUUAGUCUACAUGUAACAGAAGGAGGCAAAGGCAAGGAUAAACGAAUUUUUCAAGAAUAUAAAGAAUUAAUUGAAAGAUUGUCCUCAGAAAAUAUGCUUAAAGAAUUUUUAAAUAAGGAGAAUAUUCCUCUUGAACAUGCAGUUCAUAUCAAAUUAGACACAGAUGACCCAGAAUUACAUAAAGAAGCAGUAAUAAUCCUUCAAGAAAAGCAUAAGGAAUUAACGUUAUCAACAUCAAUAUUAGAAAUGUUAUUUUUAAAGAAUUUAACGGCAUCUUUUAAUCCAAAUCAUGAAGUGUAUGGUCGAAUCAUUGAACAUGUACUUGUGAAUCGAUCUCUAAUAAAUGUAAAGGAAAAUGCGGACAUUCUUAUACAAGAAUUAAAGAAACAAGGGCACAUAGCUCAUGCUUUAUGCAUAAUUAGAUUGGUGCAGGAUAUACCUCCAUCUUUAUGUACGUUUGAUACUUGUUACCAAUGUUUUACAAAAAAAUAAUUACUCAUUCCUCGUUUUUUUUUUUUUAUAUAAAAACUGUGAUGCGUGUUAAAUAGGAAAAAUUGUAAUUUAGCCUGCUUUCAAUUAUUAAAUAAGAGAUUUUUUUAAUGAAUUGUCUUUAACUCGCGUGUAAGUAAUAUAAAGCUUUUACUUCAGGUAUG